AUGCCUUCUGAAAAGGUCCCCUUCUACGACCCGACGCCGCCGACCUACGAUGAGGCCCUCGCCGGUGGCAGCCGCUGGGUGCCGCCCGCGCGCGACGCCGCCGACCAACGCGGCGCUACACAGACGGAGCAGCAGUCGCUGCUGAGGCAGCCCGGCAAUGGCGAGUCCUCCCGCCGCACCGGCUAUCACCCGCCCACGGUCGAGACCGACGACGAAUCCGACGACGAUGGCCUGCUCAGCGAUGGCGACUCCGAGGAGGAGCAGGUCCGCCGCGAGAUUGAGGAGAUGGACAUGGAGGAGCCCGAUCGCUCCCUGAGCUCGACGUGGCGCAAGCGACUGCGGAUUCCCUCGUGGAAGUGGUCCUGGCGACCGAGAUUACCACGUCUGCGCAUCCAGCUUCCCUCCCGGCCGGCCGAGACUGAGACCCAAACCGAAGAGCCCUCAGCAGGCUCCAGUAAUAGAUUCAUCUUUGAAAACUUUCAAAUACCACAGGUCAACACCAUGUUCCUGGUCCUCACAUUUGCGCGCAUCCUCGCGCUUUUCAUUAUCCUUGGCUUCUUUUGGUUCCUGUUUACCAGCGGCCUCUUUUCCGGCCUCAACUCGCCCCUCACCAGCGGCAUGCGCUUCAACGCCGAGGAUCUGCGCAACUUUUUGCAGCAGCGCGUCGAGCCCAUGCGCAUGCGGGCGUCUGUCCAGCACUACUCCAACUACGCCCACCUCGCCGGCACCGAGGGCGACUACGCCGCCGCCCGCGACAUCCACGCCAUGUUCAGCAAGGCCGGCCUCGACCGCGUGGUCAUGGACGAAUAUUUUGUAUAUAUAAACUACCCCCGCCAAGACGGUCGAAACGUGCAGCUCUUGGACGACAGCGGCAAGGCCACCUGGACGGCCAAGCUCGACGAGGACGAGCGCCACCACGAGACGGCCGGCCGCCAGACGUUUGCGUUUCACGCGCAUUCGAAAUCGGGCGACGUAAAGGGGCCGCUCAUCUACGUCAACUACGGCUCAAAGGCGGAUCACGAGAAACUGAAGGCGAAUGAAGUAAAGACGGAGGGUGCGAUUGCGCUGGUGCGGAAUGGUGGCACCGAAAAGAGUACCGCUCUGAAAGUGAAGCUGGCAGAGAUGCAUGGCUUUGUCGGUGUUCUCGUAUACAACGACCCCAAAGAGGACGGCUUUUCCCUGGGAGACGUCGCUCCUCAGGGCAGAUUCAUGCCUGCCGAUGGUGUGCAUGGCGGUUCCGUCAGCCUAAUGAACUGGAUCAUAGGAGACGUUCUCACUCCUCAGUGGGAGAGCGAAGAACAGUCCCCCCGCGUCAAAGUUAGCGACGCUGUUGGGCUGGUUCAGAUUCCCAGCCUGCCUCUGGCCUGGCGAGAUGCGCAGCCGCUACUGCAGAGCCUCAAAGGCCACGGCCAUGCGCUGCCUCCCGAGUGGACCGGCGCGGUGCCCGACGUGGAGUGGUGGUCGGGUGACUCGAACUCUCCCACUGUGCGCUUGCAAAAUGAGCAGGACGAGGUGGAGAAGCAAAAGAUUUGGAACGUGUACGGGCGAAUCGAAGGCAUGGAGACGGCGUCCAAGUCGAUCAUCAUCGGUAACCACCGCGACUCGAUGGGCUUUGGCGCCACCAACCCGCACACGGGCACCGCCGUCAUGAUUGAGCUGGCGCGCAUCUUUGGCGAUCUCGUCGACCGGGGGUGGAAGCCGCUGCGGUCGAUUGAGUUCAUGUCGUGGGAUGCGGCCGAGUACAACCUGAUUGGAUCGACGGAAUUCGUGGAAAAGAACCUCGACCGGCUGAAAAAGGACGCCUACGCCUACAUUGACCUCAACGAUGCCGUGACGGGCACGUCGUUUUCGGCCGCCGGGUCGCCGCUCCUCGAAAAGGCGCUGAUGCGCGCGCUGAGCCGCGUCGCCGACCCCGCGGCCAACGAGACGCUCAAGACGCUCUGGGACCGCGAGAACACGCAGCUCCUGGACUUGAGCACCGGGGCGGACCCGAGCGACUACAUUCCGUUCCAGGACAUUGCGGGCACCAGCUCCAUCCACGUCGGCUUCGCGGGGGAGUCGUACCCGCGGCGCUCGAGCUACGACACGUUUGACCUGGUGGACCAGGUCAUCGACCCGGGCUUCGUGUACCACGGGCUGAUGGGCCAGGUCGUGGGCCUGCUGCUGCUGGACCUGUCGGACCGCGCCGUGCUGCCGUUUGACAUGAAGCGCUACGGCGACAAGCUGCAGACGUGGCUGGGCAACCUCGAGACGUGGACCAACAACCGGCCGGCGCGCGGCGAGCUCUCGUUUGAGGAGCUCAAGGACGCGGCGGGCAUGAUUCAGCACAACGCGGAGCGUUUUGGUCAGUGGGAGAUGGAGUGGGACUCGGCGGUGCUGGCGAGCAACGGGUGGGAGUCGAACGAGUACGGCGCGGCGCGGACCGUGUACAAUGACAAGAUGGCGCAGUUUGAGACGGCGCUUCUAGAUCCCGAGUUUGGCGGUGGCAUUCCCAACCGCACACAAUUCAAACACGUCGUCUUUGGCCCGCCACUGCUAUCGACCAACGACGAGGCGCUGUUCCCCGCGAUCCGUGACCUGAUCGAGGCUGAGGACUGGACGGGCGCCAAGGCCGUCAUGGCCAAGACGGCGGUUCUGCUGCGGCAGGCAGGCGCGCUGCUGUCCAUGUCGGAGCCUUGA
Akanthomyces muscarius is the source of this 2679-nucleotide messenger RNA. RefSeq lists its product as uncharacterized. Lineage: Eukaryota; Fungi; Ascomycota; Sordariomycetes; Hypocreales; Cordycipitaceae. Bases 1 to 2679 code for a protein of 892 amino acids. Gene Ontology annotation, molecular function: carboxypeptidase activity. The transcript has 2 exons. The record is from RefSeq and is a predicted model, not a curated record.